AUGGCCUCCACACCAGUGUCAUCCGCCGCCGGUCACGCUCCUCGCUCGUCGUCUCAGCCGGACUGCCGCUUCCCGUCGGUGAACAGACGGCCGACGGCCCCAUGGGCCAUGAUUCUCGCCGUCCUCCUUUGUCUCGUUUCACACGCGCUAGCAGCCUCUCCAAAUGCUGCCGCACCCGCUGAGGCCCUGGUUAUCAACCACAAACCUCCACACCAGGAGGGCCAGAGAUGGGCCAUGUCACCGGAGCACGAGAUCCAGAGGAGGAAGGUGCAGAGGCGCGCCACGUCGGACGAGCCGGAGGAAUCAGACUCGACGAAAUCUUCAGAGCCUUCCAAGACGUCCGCAGCCCACUCGGUGACAACGACAUUCACCAUCGGUGGGGGCUCGCCGAAGGCGUCCAGUACUAGCACCACCGUGGCCGCAAGCCCUCUCCCCAGCAUCCUCGACAGCGUGCCCUCGGAGUUCUCGCUGGGCCCCAACGGCGAGCCCGCGCCCUGUCCAAUUUUUAUCAAUAAUUUCCUCGCCAAUCCCGAUUUCAAGCGGUGCUACCCCCUAUCAAUGCUCUUCGAUACAUCCCGGUCCUUCUAUGAAGCCCAGAGCUCGCUUGUCGGCAUAACGCGCACCCUGGACGCAACUUGCGCCGCUAACGUGACCUUCUGCACCUCGUACUUGACGCAGCUCGCGCAGAACCUCACCGCUCCCGAGAACUGUGCGGCCGACUACAACCGCGGCCUCGCCGCCGUCGUAGACGCCCACCGCGCCAUGCUUGCCUACGCCCCUAUCUAUGGCGCCACCUGCCUGCGCGAUCCAGAAACGGGCGCCUACUGCUACGCCAACGCCAUCACCAACAACACCAACCCGAGCAUGACCUAUUUCUACUUCCUGCCGCUCAACAAGACCCUACCCGGCAGUACCCGCCCGGCCUGCGGCUACUGCUUGCAGGAGACCAUGGACCUGUACCAAGCCGCCACCGCCGAUCGCACCCAGCUGAUCGCUAAUACGUACGCCACCGCUGCCGAGCAGGUCAAUGCCAUCUGCGGCCCAGAUUUCGCGAACGAGUCCCUAGCCGAUGCCACUACGGCCUCUGCGGCGGCUGUGAGCCGGCCCGUGACAUGGUUGAAGAUGGCAAUGCCAUUACUGUUGGGCGCCGUCGUAUGGCUUCUGUAA
This is a messenger RNA of Chaetomium globosum CBS 148.51, 1167 nucleotides long. RefSeq lists its product as uncharacterized. The coding region runs from base 1 to 1167 and encodes 388 amino acids. The record is from RefSeq and is a predicted model, not a curated record. NCBI's taxonomy places the organism in Eukaryota, Fungi, Ascomycota, Sordariomycetes, Sordariales, Chaetomiaceae. The transcript has 2 exons.